AUGGCGACGGCCCCUAUUCACAUGAAUGCGGCCUGGCCCCUUGCGGCCCUGGCGCUCCUGCUGGCCAGUUCUCCCGCGCUUGCCGCGGUCUGCACCCUCGAAGACGACGUCGACUUCCGCGGCUCGGAUAUCAACAACGGGGCGUCCAACAUCGUCACGUCCGCACAGGCCUGCUGCGACCAAUGCGGACGGAACAGCCGCUGCGAGUCCUGGACCUACGUCAAGGUUCCCAGCGCCCUGGGCACCGGCCGCCAGGUGGGAGAGUGCUGGCUCAAGAACGCACGCAGGAACAACGUCAUUUCCAGCGACUGCUGCAUCUCCGGCGUGGCACCCGCCCGCUGCGAUGCGGAGGUCGGCUACGACUACAGGGGAUCGGACAUCAACAACGGGGCGUCCAACAUCGUCACGUCCCCGCAGGCGUGCUGCGACCAGUGCGCGCGGGACAGCCGCUGCAGGUCCUGGACCUACGUCAAAACGCCCAGCGCCCUGGGCACCGGACGCAAGGUAGGGGAGUGCUGGCUCAAGGACAGGGUCAAGCCUGGAAGGCAGAGGAAUGAUUGCUGCACAUCGGGCGUGGCUUGA
This is a messenger RNA of Ostreobium quekettii, 582 nucleotides long. Lineage: Eukaryota; Viridiplantae; Chlorophyta; Ulvophyceae; Bryopsidales; Ostreobiaceae. The record is from the annotation of a GenBank genome assembly.